Molecule: messenger RNA, 4079 nt
Organism: Plutella xylostella (diamondback moth)
Lineage: Eukaryota; Metazoa; Arthropoda; Insecta; Lepidoptera; Plutellidae
Gene: bor
Product: ATPase family AAA domain containing bor
Biological process (GO): mitochondrion organization
Cellular component (GO): mitochondrion
Molecular function (GO): ATP hydrolysis activity; ATP binding; zinc ion binding
Source: RefSeq, a predicted model, not a curated record
GUGAAGUGAAGUAAUUUCGAUGUGAUCUUUAUCAGCUCCGGAGUUUUUCAUCUUUCCUUUUCCUACAAAAACUAUAGAAAAGUGUUAGAAUUAGAACUCGUUGUAAAUUAAAUUUCAGGCAACAAACAUGUCUUGGUUAUUUGGAUAUAGUUCUAAGCCGCCACAGCCGCCGGCAGAGGAAGUGCCCGCCGAGGGUGGUGCGGCCGCCGCACCCCCGACUAACCUUACCAAAGCAGAAAAGAAGGCCAUGGAGGCCUACCGCUUCGAUUCAAGUGCCCUGGAGCGGGCGGCCCAAGCUGCCAGAGAAUUAGAAAGAUCAAAACAUGCAAAAGAUGCUUUGGAACUCAGCAAGCUCCAAGAGGCUACAAGACAACAGGAGCAGAUGGCGAAGAUCAAGGAGUAUGAAGCCGCCAUCGAGCAGACCAAGGUUGAACAAAAGAAGGUUGACUAUGAGGAGAGACGGAAAACAUUGCAGGAGGAAACCAAGCAACACCAAAUGAGGGCCCAAUACCAGGACCAGCUUGCCAAGAAGAGGUACGAGGAGCAGCUGGUGCAGCAGCAGAGAUCACAAGAAGAAAUACUGAAGAAACAAGAAGAGAGUGUGGCCAAACAAGAGGCUCUUCGUCGGCAAACUAUUGAACAUGAGAUGGAACUCCGGGAGAAGAAUAAGUUGAAGACAAUAGAAGCCGAAGCGAGAGCCAGGGCCAAAGCUGACCGAGAGAACAGAGACAUCACCCUGGAACAAAUCCGGUUGAAGGCUGCUGAGAACAGGACCACGAUCUUAGAGGGAAUCAAGACAGCGGGCAGCGUGCUCGGUACGGGGCUCAACGCGCUGGUGACAGACUGGGACAAGACGCUGGCGGCCGCCGGAGGACUGUCGCUGCUGGCGCUCGGGGUCUACACCGCCAAGGGAGCCACGUCGGUGGCCGCACGGUUCAUUGAGGCCAGGAUUGGAAAGCCGACACUCGUCAACGAGACAUCAAGAUUCUCGCUACUGGAGGCGGCAAAGCACCCGAUACUGACCGUGUCGAAGGCCAUCCAGGCGUUCAGGAAGCCGACUGAUGCUCUAGCGGGAGUGGUGCUGGCCCCAACCCUCGAGAACAGGCUCCGAGACAUCGCCAUCGCGACCAAGAACACCCGCAUCAACAAAGGAUUCUACAGGAAUUUGCUUAUGUACGGGCCUCCUGGUACCGGAAAGACCUUGUUCUCUAAGAAACUGGCGAAACAUUCUGGCAUGGAAUACGCCAUCCUGACGGGUGGAGACGUGGCUCCGAUGGGCAAGGACGCCGUGGCCGCCAUACACAAGGUGUUCGACUGGGCCAACACCAGCAAGAAGGGAGUGCUACUGUUCAUCGACGAAGCCGACGCGUUCCUACGAAAGCGUUCUUCGGAACGGAUUAGCGAAGACUUGCGCGCCGCCCUCAAUGCUUUCUUAUACAGGACGUCGGACCAGAGCAGCAGGAUCAUGCUGGUGUUGGCGUCCAACACGCCGCAGCAGUUCGACUCGGCCAUCAACGAUCGGUUGGACAAAAUGAUCGAGUUUGGCCUCCCCGGCCUGGAGGAGCGCGAGAGGCUGAUCCGUUUGUACUUCGACAAGUUUGUGCUGCAACCGGCGUCGGAAGGCAAGAGGCGUCUAUCCGUGGACCAGUUCGACUACGGCGCCCUGUGUUCGAAGCUGGCGGCGCGCACAGCGGGCAUGUCGGGGCGCGCGCUGAGCAAGCUGGGCGUGGCGUGGCAGGCCGCCGCCUACGCCUCGGAUGACGGCCGCCUCACCGAGCAGAUGUGCAUAGAGAUCUGUGAUGACGCUGUGCUCGAUCACCAGCAGAAGAUGGAAUGGCUGUCCAACGAAGAAAAGUCAAGAAGUAUGAUGCCUUAUCUGCUAGACUUGCCGAGCAUGGAAAAAAAGCCAGGCCAGGUGAAAAUCACAGAGAUUGAGACCAAAGAGGAAGUCCCCACCACCAAAUCUCAGCCCAAAAAGAAGGUUACCAAGGAAAUUGAGUUAGAAAAGUGACCCCGGGUAAUUAAUGAUGUACCAGAAACAGAAACUAUACAACUUUAUAAAGUAACAAAUUAUAAUAGUACAUGUUCAGACAACACAAAUUCUAACUGUGAUACUAAACAACAGAUUGUGUAUGACUUAAAAGUGGAAAAACCUAAGAAAAAUAUGAUAACUUUGUCGGACCGCGAUAUGGAAGCCAUACAUGCAAUAUCUCGUAAUUUUACACGCUCAAGAUAUAUGUAAAACAAUACACUUAACAAAAAUUGGAAUUCUUCAGUUAUGCUUCGCACUAUAACUUGUAAAAAAACUAACUCAGACCCCUUAAUUGGGUUCAGGCUGUAUGUGCUGCAUUUAUGUAUGUAUUUUAUAUGUAAUUAUCAGCUUAUGGCUGAUUGCAAUACACUGCCUCCUAAAAUACAUAGUUAUGUAUGAGAAAUACAUAAUUGUUGUAUGAAUGUGAAUUAUGGUUAAUGACUGUUUUAGAUGAUAGCUGGCCUAUUUGGAGUGUUUUUAUUAAUAAGAAUGAGGAACUAACAAUACCAGCCAAUAUUUACGAUUCUUCUAAAAGCUGUAUUUUCCGGAAUGAGCGAACUAGGGUAAUUCCGAAUGUUGGAACAUUUUACUAUGAAAUUCUGUGGAUCGGGCAAUUCCGAAUUAUAAAUAUCAUAUAAAUGUGUAUAAGUACUUCUGGGCAGUUCUAGGCAAUAUUUAGAAAUAAGUUUUUGCGAGGUUAUAGCUGAUCGAAAAAUACAUAUGGUUCUUUAGAUUAAAUUACCUAAAACUCAUUUUAAAUGUUUUCGGAAUAACUCGCAUUAAUUCGGAAUUACACUCGUGCAAAGAAAAAAAUAUCAGCUUUUGAAACUAAAAUAUUUACGAAUUCUGUGGGUAUUUAGAGAAGUCUGUUAAACAGAGUUUUAGGUAGUAUAUUCAAGUAUACAAAGCGUCCUUACAUGAAUAAAAUGACCCAACCAGUCCUCAUAAAUUGACAAAAUACGAACAUGUAACCCACUCACCCAAAAACCUUUCGGAAUAACCAACCUGCACCUUACAUAAUAUAGAUUAUUUUCAAUGACUGACGCAUGAAUACUUUACCAAGGUUUAUUUUUUAUUUAUUUAUUCUUCAUUGCACAAUAUAUAAAAGUAAUUAUGUACAAUUAGGUGGACUUAAUGCUAAAAGCAUUGUAUCGUGUAUGUAUUUGGCUGUGUUGAUAGUUCCAGUUUGUAAAUUUAAGCCAUAAGAGAAUGGAUGGAUAGAUUUAUUAUUAAGAUGUAGUCAGCUUUAUAAGUACCUUGUCAAACUAACAAUCCGCCUUUGGCCUAUUCAUUUAAAGAUUAGACCCCCCGCAGACUGCAGACUUUUAGUCGGCCGAUAGUUUGGUAGGGCUCUUAAUCAGUAUGGAGUAUCGGCCGACACAUAAUCGUUGAAUGUGCGCACUACCAUACAUCUCCAUACUGAUUAAGAGCCCGACCAAACUAUCGGCCGACUAAAAGUCUGCCGUCUGCGGGGGGUCUAUAGGUUUGUCAGUUUCAAAAAGUUACAUAAGUGUAGAGCAACUAUUGAAGCUGACCUAAGCGGUAAUUUUUAACUCUAGAGUUAAAUUAUAUUAUUUUUCAGAACAUCCUAAACCAAAACAUGUCUAUCCAAACUAGUGUUUAGUUAAAAAUAUAAUUGAUUAAAGUAAAUCUUUAAUUCAACAGCAUUUUGUGUGUGGAUUAUCUGGAUACACAAUGGUAUGAUAAUAAAACCAGUUAUAGGUGAUAAACAUUUAUUACAAUCAAAAUGAUUAAUAUAAUAAAAUUUUACCUAUAACAGUUUAUACAUUUCAUUUACACAUGUUAUACUAUCGGCCACUAAGGUGGUUUACCAUUUGAUUGGCGUCUGUCUAUCCAUCUUGGGAACAUAGACGAUAACAAUAUCAUGGUAAAACACUUCAUUGGUUCCUUUAUAAAGCACAAUAAUAUAUCGUAUUUUGUUCAGAAAAUAUUUCUCUUAGUUUUUUUAUAAGUCAUCAAAAUGUUGUUUAUUGUUGUGUUUGUCAUACAUUAGUUGUAGCCCAAUAAUAGCUGUUAUAAUUAAUAA